AUGGGAGGCAGCGCGGCGGGGCGGGGUGACGGCCGCGGCUCUAAAGGCCGUGGCUGGCGCUGGCCGAGGGCUGUUUGCCCCCGCCCGCCCCCGAGCAUGCAGUGCUUCCCCGGGCUGGUGCUGGCCCUGAGCUCGCUGCUGGGCGCCCUGGCGCUGCUGCAGCUCUCGCUGUACCUGCGGGUGCCGUCCCGCUACGGGAAGCACGAGGAGCGGCUGUGCCGGCCGCGGGGCCGGCUGCCCGCUCGCUGCGCCUGGUUCCUGCAGGAGCUUCCCUCCUUCCUGGUGCCCGCGCUGCUGCUGGCGCUGCGCAGCCCGCCCCGCCUCGAGCCGCUCGGCUGCCGCCUCCUCUGCUGCCUCUUCUGCUGGCACUACUUCUACAGGACAUUUAUUUACCCUUUCUUCACUAGAGGCAGACCUUUCCCACUGCAAUUGCUUUUCUUUGGCAUGUUAUUCUGUAUCUAUAAUGGCUUCCUCCAGGGGUACUACCUGAUUUACUGUGCUGAAUAUCCAAACGACUGGUGCACCGACAUCAGAUUUACAUCAGGCCUCCUCUUAUUUCUGCUGGGAAUGGGAAUCAACAUUCACAGUGACCUCCUGCUGCGCCAGCUGAGGAAACCUGGAGAAGUCACUUACAAGAUUCCUCAAGGGGGACUGUUCACCUAUGUUUCUGGAGCAAACUACUUUGGAGAAAUUGUGGAAUGGUUUGGUUUUGCCAUAGCAACCUGGUCCCUCCCAGCCUUCGCCUUUGCCUUUUUCACUCUUUGCUGCAUUGGGCCACGUGCUUAUCACCAUCACAGGUACUAUCUCAAGACAUUUACGGACUAUCCAAAAUCAAGGAAAGCCUUGAUUCCUUUUGUUUUUUAAUGAUUGAAAUAUGGACUCUUUUUUUUUGUUUGUUUUUAUAGGAUUUUUUUUUUUUUCCAGUUCCUGGUUUUAAUGUUAGGUCUGACUACAAUUGUACAAAUGACAAUCUGGGGGUACAACAGAAAAGAAGGUAAUUUGGAGUGGAAAUUCUUGUGGUUUUACCCUUUUUUGUGUUUUUGUUUUUGGGUUUUUUUACCCUUUUUACCCCAUCUGCAGGGUAAAUUGCAGAUACUUGAGGGCACAGGGACUCCCCAAACAACAUAUUUGCUUGUCUGUGGAGUUCUAUGGAAAAUGAACAUAUAACUACGCUGACAUCAGAGAAAAAGCACUGGAUAAAUAUUGAUGAAGAAAAGUAGAACGUAAACCCAUUACUUCGGAGCAAGUCUUCAGCAGCCACUCCAGUUUAUAGCACUUCUGCAACUGCUUCUUCCUGCCUCCAUGCUGUAGUACACGUGCCCUUGCUCUGCUGGCAGUGCCCUAUAUGUUGCCACUCUUUAAACCAGAGUAGGGGUCUCAUUUGCCCCCAAAAUUACUCAGCCCAUUAUUCUUCAUCUAAAAGCCAGCUUAGCUCCCAGAAACAUAAUAUUACAAGAGAGUAUUUGUGCUGGCACCAGGCUGGGAGCAGUGUGCCAUGGCACAGAGGUGAUGUUAAGUACACAUUAAGAGAUGGAAGCUGGCACUCACAAGCACAAUGUCUGUGUUCCUUCCUUAAGCAAUACUUUCCUCACUGUCAGAUGAUUAAUCUUCAGACACCAGGGUUUGUUUUUUCAAAUGUACUUUGUUAUAGCAAUUGCAGCUCCAUUAGGAUUUCUUUUUCUCUUGCAAAUCCAGAUCCCUUUUCAGAAUAAAAAUUUUUCCACUCAAAACCACUCAGUUGUUGUUCAUAAAAAGACUUGAGAUGAUGAUGUAUGACAAAAAUGACAACAAAUAAGAAGCCUUGUGUUAAAGAAAAUGUUCUCUGACACUGGCAGUACAUUUUGUCUGUGGAAAACGUUUUCAGAUACUCUUAUUAGGAAAUGAUGCAGAGAUGUUACUGAAUUUUCACAAAAGCACAAAAUGUCUCUUCCUAAUUUCAGAAUACAGUCAGGAACAUUAAAAAAAAGUCAUUAACCCUUUUCGGAAGAGAUGUCCUCGUGGAUGAUUUUAGUUACCCUUCAGAGCAUAAAAUCCUGCUAAGAAUUAUGCUGAGUAGCUGAAAAUAAAAAAGACCAGACUGCACACAUGGAACAUACUACCUGCUGCUGGAGUAA
Molecule: messenger RNA, 2114 nt
Organism: Myiozetetes cayanensis
Lineage: Eukaryota; Metazoa; Chordata; Aves; Passeriformes; Tyrannidae
Gene: SRD5A2
Product: steroid 5 alpha-reductase 2
Biological process (GO): steroid biosynthetic process
Cellular component (GO): membrane
Molecular function (GO): 3-oxo-5-alpha-steroid 4-dehydrogenase activity
Source: RefSeq, a predicted model, not a curated record